ACAAUUAGAGAUAAAAUUUUGUUUACAUCACAACUCUCUUUACAGCACCAUGUAUACCAAAUUAAAAAAAUAAUAAUAAAAGAUAAAAAAAAAAUUAAAAAAAAAAAAAACACACACACACACAAAAGGCAAAAAUAUACAAGUACAAUAUUCUAUUCUUCCACAGCUUUUAGCCUUUUACUACCAUAAGCUGUAUAAAAAUUAAGUAUUUAUGGAAAACGAGUGGUUCAUGUAGCAAGACAUACUAUUUUCAGUUUUUUAACUCACUAUAUAAUAGGUAAGUCCCUCACAAAUUUGCAAUAAUACUGUAAAAUAAGGUUAGUUGAAAGCUUUAAAGCCAUUUCCAACUGCUUUUCAUGUUUCUUUCAAUUCCUAUUAAGCUGCAACAAAACAUAAGAAUAAAGUUCCCAAGAGAAAGACUAGCUCAAUUCUUCUUUAUUAAGGUCAGUUUCUUCUUCAUAAUCUUCUUGAAUAUUUUACUUUGUUAUCUAAUUUUGCAAAUUUUUUAGGAACAUUUUGAAUUUUAUUUUUUUAUUUUUUUUAUUUUUUUUUUUAACUGCUAUAAAAGAGGUAAUGGGAUUACCCACCUACAAGAGUUGGGUAGCUGUUUUAAAGCAAACAUCAUGAAAUGUUUAAGUUUGAAGAAUAUAAUUUGGGUAAAUUUUUUUAUGGCAUGUUUGAUCAAAGAAUUUGCAAGAGGUGUGAAAAAUAUUAGGUAGGUCCAUCAUACACUCGAAUGUCAUUUUACGUUCUUUCACUUUAACAUACUAGAAGCACAUGUGAAAAAGUGUGAUGAAAAGAAGAAUGUAAGAGGGUGUAAAAUUACAUUUCUCUUGUAUUUAAUCUAGAAAUUGAAUACUUAAAACAUAGGAAAUUAUGGAUUUAGUUCAAUUUCUAAGAUCUUUGUAAUAGAUUAUAUAAUUACUUGGGCUGAUCAUUACAACCCGAAUAUAUUAUACUUAAAAUCCAUAUUCAAGCAAGAAAGAACAUCCCAUAAAUUGAAAAUGUGGCUGUUAAAAGCUCACAUAUUUGUUGAAUGUUUUUUUACACAAAACAUAGCAUGGAUUACUUGCUUUUUUUUUUCUUUUUUUUUUGACACAAAGCAUGGAUUACUUGCUAGUACAAUGUACAAGUUCUUUAUUUGAAGUACAAGAAGAUGAUAUUCUCAUUAAAUUGGUAAUAAAUGUAAACUGGUACGGUCUGUAUCUUGAAAGUGAACUACAUUAUAAUGAAUUAAAUGAAUGAAGUUGCUAGCUUGCAUAAUUUUAGGAAUUACUCUUAAUAUAGGGAGAGAUGUUAAGAGAUCUUUUAGAUUUGGGGUUCCUAGAAAGGAAAAGUGAGCACACCUAGCCUAGCUACCGGUCACGGCCUAUUUGGACCAGUCCACAUAGAGCAAGGCUGUUUAUCGAACACCCAGCUUGUUAGCCGGGCUAAUUUUGACAUGAACUAAGAGCAUCCGAACUGGACCGUCCAUGAAUUGGCUCAGCCCAGUUGACAGUUGUGUACUCCGAUCAUACAAUACAAGUGGGAUGAAUAAGAGCCGUACUAAUAUCCCAGUGAUUGCUUGAUUGAACAUAGAAAGUAAUAUUUCUAAAGUUUCUAUUUUACCCAAGUAAUUCCAUUUUCUAGAAAGUGCCAAAAUUUGUAUUAGGAAACCCUGAUUUUCAAUGCAACUUCCUUUAUAAUAUUUUUGUCUACCAAACAAACGUGGUAGAAAUUUCUACUAUACUUCACGUUUUAGAAUACUCUUUGCUGAUGCCUUAUCUUAUGCCUUAAAUCAUAGUGUUGGUUGCAGAAAGAAUGAGUGUGUGCCAGACAUGCGGAAUGAGAGGCAUCCCUGAACUAUUAGUUGUAUGCAGCAAGUGCCAAAUUGCCUCCGAACACGUUUACUGCCGUAAUAAGUUGGCAGAGACAGAUGAUGAUGAAGUCGAAUGGACUUGUGAAUUUUGUGAGCCAAGGAUCGUUGAACUGUCUGAUUCAACAAACAGUGUUUCAGACACAGAAAGUGGUGAACUAAAAGAUGAUGCAAAGGAGCCACUUCAUACAUCAUUAAUUGAGGAAGCUCAGAGUGUGAGAAAUGCCGAGGCUGGUCCAUCAACCAAUGAGAUACAGUUAUUCUGCAGAGAUUUGGAAACGAGUCAUGAUCCAAAAAGGCAAACACACAAAUAUGUUGUUGGAGACCUGCAUUUUCCAGAUGAAGACUUUGAAGCAACAAGUGCUAGGGCGGCUAAGUCUGGCUCUCCGGAAACAUCCUGUAUCCUUGAAGAUGACUUCUGUAGCAAUAUAGAGCCACUACCAGAUCCUUUUUGGAAGGGAAGUUUUAAGAUAUAUGGAGAAAAAUCUUGUACUGUCCAUGAAAUGAUGGCACACCUAUCCAACGAAGCAUGCAAAGAAGCAUCAGAGGUGACAAGUUCUUUGCCUGUGCUCCUACGCUUAGAGAUGGUUUCUAAAUUCAACAUUUGGCCUGUGAAGUUCAAGGAAACACUGCCAACAGCUUAUAAUAUUGCAGUGUACUUUUUUCCUGAUCACCGCACUGAAAGAAUGUACGACUGCCUAGUGGAUGACAUAGUUGACCGUGAAUUAGCCAUGAUAUCAAGGAUCAAUAAUGUUGAGCUCCUGAUCUUUUCAUCUUGUGAGCUGCCACCAAAUUAUUGGAGAUUCAAACGGAAAUAUUAUCUAUGGGGUAUGUUUAGAAGAAAGAAGAAAACCUUACCUCAACACCAACAUGAUGAUUCUUCAUCCAGCAUACAUAGUAGCAUCAACCAUACGGCUCCUUCAAAAUUGUCAACUGAAACAGGUGGUAACUGAGUCUGUCACAGAGAACUUGGCUAUUCUGAGCCAAUUCACAAAGGACUGGAAAUUAUUUAACAAAUGCAAUGCAAUGAUUUUGUGCUAACAAGAAGCUAGGAAAUGCUGGAAAUCUGCUGAAAGCUAAGCACAGCAUGCUCGUGUUAGCUGCUCUGGCGCAUAUUACCUGGUGUGUGAAAGGUAUAAAAGACUUAGGCCAUGUCAUGCAAAUUGUGCAAGGAGUGCUUCUCCAUAUGCUGCUGUAAACUCAUACAGGAAAGGCUAUCCCUGAUCAUCAAAACUUGAUGUCAAUAUUGCUAAGCUAAGUUGUUAGGUUAAUUCAAUUUUCUGUUCAUUUCUAUUACUUUGGGGAGG
Messenger RNA from Chenopodium quinoa (quinoa), 3162 nucleotides. RefSeq lists its product as uncharacterized. Bases 1801 to 2808 code for a protein of 335 amino acids. The transcript has 6 exons. The record is from RefSeq and is a predicted model, not a curated record. Lineage: Eukaryota; Viridiplantae; Streptophyta; Magnoliopsida; Caryophyllales; Amaranthaceae.